This is a messenger RNA of Juglans microcarpa x Juglans regia, 2417 nucleotides long. Its product is annotated as protein HIGH CHLOROPHYLL FLUORESCENCE PHENOTYPE 173, chloroplastic. The transcript has 13 exons. Lineage: Eukaryota; Viridiplantae; Streptophyta; Magnoliopsida; Fagales; Juglandaceae. Bases 297 to 2210 code for a protein of 637 amino acids. The record is from RefSeq and is a predicted model, not a curated record.
UGUUUGAAACCACAAAUCACGUUAUGUGGUCGACAUUCCAUCUUCCACCCUUUGUCUUCCUCUCUCUAAUUCUGAUCUUUCUUUCGAACGCCUACCAUUCUUUUCUCUUCUUUCCUCAAGUCCUAUUAAAUCCCAAAAGAAAAGAACAAGAGAGAGACUUUCCUCGUGAAUUAUCCACUCGAAAGUUAUCAGUUUUUUUUUUUUUUUUUUUUUUAAAUUGUUUUGGUUUAUACUUAAAAGACAUUCCGGUUGAGACAUGAGAGUUUGUUAACGUCAGAUGCAGCAAUAGCAACACCAUGAACGCAACUGCAGCAGCUACAACCCCUGCCACUGCCAGUUUUAGCAACACCAAUACAUACCUUUACCAUGAUAACCACAAGAGACCCUCAUCCCAUUUUCUUGGUACCAUCUCUCUCCCGAAGUCCAGUUCCUGCUACUGCAUCAACACCAGGUCCACCGGCAGCAUCUGUGCCCAGAACAACCACCGUGGCUAUCAGUUCCUAGUCCCCAGAGCCACUGCCUCUCCUCCUGGCAAAGACAACAAGAACAGAACCAAAACCAAGGAUGAAAAAGUUGUUACCUCUUCUGCCAAGGAUGACAGUAUUAAUGUUGAUGAGACUCAAUCAAUACAGAAGCAAGAGCAGCAGCAGCAGCCUUCCGUUUCAUUAAGUUUGGAUGAUGUGAACCCGGUAGGAUUGGGGCGGAAAUCGCGUCAGUUGUUUGAUGAGGUGUGGAGGAAGUUCUCAGGAUUGGGGCAGAUCUCAAGGACAACUCGAGCUGAUGACAGGGAAGCCCUGGAUGCCCUCCUAAUCAGGGAAGGACCCAUGUGUGAGUUCGCCAUUCCUGGAGCUCAGAAUACCACUGUGCUCGUUGUCGGGGCCACCAGCCGGAUUGGUCGUAUUGUUGUCCGCAAGCUCAUGCUCAGAGGUUACACUGUCAAGGCUUUAGUGAGGAAGGCUGAUGAGGAAGUGGUCAGCAUGCUUCCUAGGUCAGUAGAAGUGGUGAUUGGGGAUGUAGGUGAUCCUGACACACUCAAGUCUGUGGUGGAAGGUUGUAACAAAAUAAUCUAUUGCGCAACUGCUCGUUCUACCAUCUCAGGGGAUCUCUUCAGAGUUGAUCACCGAGGAGUAUAUAACCUCACCAAAGCAUUUCAGGACUACAACAAUAAACUAGCACAACUACGAGCAGGGAAGAGCAGCAAAAGCAAGCUUCUUCUUGCAAAGUUUAAAUCUGCUGAUUCAUUGAAUGGGUGGGAAACCCGUCAGGGAACGUAUUUCCAGGAUGUAAUUGCUGCAAAGUAUGAUGGAGGAAUGGAUGCUAAAUUUGAGUACACUGAGACUGGAGAAGCCAUCUUCUCAGGAUACGUUUUUACCAGAGGAGGGUAUGUUGAACUUUCAAAAAGGCUUUCACUUCGUUUGGGUCGCACCCUUGACAGGUAUGAGGGCCUUGUUCUCUCUGUUGGUGGAAAUGGAAGAUCUUAUAUUUUAAUUCUUGAAGCUGGUCCUUCAGCAGACACAACCCAAAGCAAAUUGUAUUUUGCUAGAUUUACUACGAAAGUAGGAUUUUGUAGGGCGAGAGUACCAUUUUCAUCCUUCCGCCCAGUGAAACCAGAUGAUCCACCACUAGACCCAUUUCUUGUACAUACGUUGACUAUUCGAUUUGAGCCUAGAAGACAGAGACCUGUUGAAGGACCUACAGCAGUGAAGCAAGACCUUAGAAGCUUUAAGCUUAAAUUAGAAUAUAUAAAAGCCUUGCCUGCUGGGCAAGAAACAGACUUUGUCCUAGUUUCAUGCACAGGAUUAGGAAUAGAACCUACCAGAAGGGAGCAAGUUCUUAAAGCUAAGAGGGCUGGAGAAGAAUCAUUGAGAAUAUCUGGCCUUGGAUAUACAAUUAUUCGUCCUGGUCCCCUAAAGAUAAUUUUACCACCAACAUUAUUAGUAUUUGCACACCUGCAGGAGGAGCCUGGUGGUCAACGUGCACUCAUAUUCGAUCAAGGAAACAGAAUUUCUCAGGGCAUCAGCUGUGCCGAUGUGGCUGAUAUAUGUGUGAAGGCACUGCACGAUUCAACUGCAAGAAACAAGAGCUUCGAUGUAUGUUAUGAAUAUGUUGCUGAGCAAGGGAGGGAGCUCUAUGAACUGGUAGCGCAUUUGCCCGACAAAGCAAAUAACUAUUUGACACCAGCACUAUCCGUUUUAGAGAAGAACACUUGAUCAUCCUUUUAGUCCCCUUGUUUGAUAUGUUUUCCUCGAUAUAGUUGUCUUUGUAACGUUCUCAAAGAAGCAUAUAUUUUCACCUUUUCUGAUCAACUAUAUAUACAACUAUCCUACUGUAGAUCAUGUAUGUAUUCUUUUUGUAAAUCCACUUGUACAAGUACAAUAAUGUAAAUGGCCAGGAACACCUGAAUAUUCUCCAGAAAA